This is a messenger RNA of Schistocerca piceifrons (Central American locust), 1201 nucleotides long. RefSeq lists its product as uncharacterized. NCBI's taxonomy places the organism in Eukaryota, Metazoa, Arthropoda, Insecta, Orthoptera, Acrididae. Gene Ontology annotation, cellular component: Fanconi anaemia nuclear complex. The transcript is spliced from 6 exons. The record is from RefSeq and is a predicted model, not a curated record. Bases 177 to 1130 code for a protein of 317 amino acids. Gene Ontology annotation, biological process: interstrand cross-link repair.
GUAAACAAAUAUCUUUGGUUACUUGAAGCGUCCUGUUUGAAAAUUGGGAAUUCUUGUCAAGAUAUGUCAAACAGCAGAUUGCAAAAUAUUGUCUAUCAAGGAUUAUUCCUUGUUAUAUCAGAAUUAUGUGAACGCUGUUUCAUAACUUGGGACGCCUGAAGUGUUCGACGAAAAUCAUGCAGAACAAUGUCAAGAAACAGCCUUGGGGCAAAUGGGAGUUCAGUCCUCAACUGAGAGAUGCCUUAGAAAAAUUUGAGAAGACUUGCUUGGAGACGGAACCCCUUCCAGAGGAAUAUGCCUCAAAAAUACCACUAGUAUACUGUAAAGAGAAGCCACAAAAUUCUGGUCUCGAAGAAAUGGAUAUUGAUGUCUUCGAGGAGUCCAGUCACCAAGAUGUCACUGUGCCAGAUAUCCAACCUUCCCAGAUGUCACAGUCCUCUCAGAGUUUGGCUGCUCAAGAUGUAAUCCAGGCACUGGAAGAUGGAAAACUAAAUCCUGAGUGUCUGAAGGAAAUUCCAAAAAAUAAAAUAAAGAAAUUUCUACCACUACUCUCAGACUGUGCCUUACUUAACAUGUCUGAAAUUGUUUGCAAGCUGAGAAAUGGAGAACUUGCAGUUCUUAUGUGUACGGAUGUAUUUUUGCCGUGGUUAAGCGAUACUACAAGAUCAUGCUCACGAAGUAUCCUGGAGGCUAUGAAACAGUUGACAAGCACAUAUCCAGAAGAAGUUAGCACUCAUUUAUUGGGCCCCCUCAUCAUUGGUACAGUGGACCUCCAGCAGAUACUUUCACCAAUAAUUGUGACUUUAGCUCCAGAACAUAAGAUCAGUGUCAUCAGGGCUGUUGUUGAGAGUGGUUCCAUGCAGUUAACUGAGUGGCAAGCAACACUUCUACAGGUAGCAAUUGUUCCUUCAACAGAUGACAUACUGAAUGAGAAAAUAAUUACACUUCUUUUAAAGUCUGGUAGUGGAUUGUCAUCUAGUGCAAAAUUUGGACAGUUGCUGAUUACUGUUAUACAGAAAAUUGGUCCUUCAUUGUCUAUUAAUAAACGAGAAUAUCUUGCAGCUGUUUUGGCUGAGCAUAAAACUGUGGCUCGUAAAAUUGGGGAGAAAGCUCUUAAAGCUCUGAAAUGAGUGUUAAGAAACAACUUUUAAGUGUAAAUUUGUUACAAACAGAUAACAAAAGUUCCUCCGAAUUCAUAAAA